CGAAGCCAUGGAUUCUGUCAUCCUCCAGCUCUGGGCUGUCCUCUCCCUCCUGGUUCACCUUGCAGCCUGCAGUCCCAUCCUGAGCUUGGAGCACUCGUCCCUGGAGGAAGACGUGCCUCUUUUUGAUGAGAUCCUCUCCGAGCAAGAUGGGGUUGAUUUCAACACGCUGCUCCAGAACAUGAAAAAUGAGUUUUUGAAGACGUUGAACCUCUCCGACAUCCCCCUGCAUGAGUCGGCCAAGGUGGACCCACCAGAGUACAUGCUAGAGCUGUACAACAGGUUUGCAACAGACAGGACAUCGAUGCCUUCUGCAAACAUCAUCAGGAGCUUCAAAAAUGAAGACUUGGAUUCACAUCCUAUAGGCGUGACGGGAACUCGGAAAUACCCGCUGCUGUUCAACGUUUCCAUCCCUCACCACGAGGAGAUCACCAUGGCCGAGCUGAGGCUCUACACCCUGGUGGAGCGAGACCAGAGGCUCUACGAAGGGCUUGACAGGAAGGUCACCAUCUUCGAAGUGCUGGAGAACAUCCACCUGGGGGCUGGGGAAGAGAGGAAGCUGGUGGCCCUGGCCUCCAGGCACAUCUACGGCACAAGCAGCGAGUGGGAGAGCUUUGAGGUGACCGAGGCCAUCCGGCGCUGGCGCAGGGCAGGGCUGACCACGCACCGGCUGGAAGUUCACAUCGAGAGCAGGGAAGGGGAGGAGCAGAACGGGGAAGGGAAACUCGAUAUUGACAUCAACUCCGAGGCCAAGCACCUGCCCCUGUUGGUUGUGUACUCUGACGACCAAAGCAACGACAAAAAGGAGGAGAAGGAAGAGCUGAACGAGAUGAUCGACCACGAGCAGUUCCUGGGCCUGGAGAACUUGGAGGUUGGCAAUUUCCACGACCAGCCCGGGGAGGAGGCGCUGCUCCAGAUGCGCUCCAACAUCAUUUACGACUCCACCGCCCGCAUCCGGAGGAACGCCAAAGGCAACUACUGCAAAAAGACUCCACUCUACAUCGACUUCAAGGAGAUUGGCUGGGACUCCUGGAUCAUCGCCCCAGCGGGCUACGAAGCUUACGAGUGCCACGGGGUGUGCGCCUACCCCUUGACAGAGCACGUCACACCCACCAAACACGCCAUAGUCAAGACUUUGGUUCACCUGAAGAACCCCCAGAAAGCCUCCAAGGCCUGCUGCGUGCCCACCAAACUCGACCCCAUCUCUAUCCUCUACUUGGAUGCAGGGGUGGUCACCUACAAGUUCAAGUACGAGGGCAUGGUGGUGUCAGAGUGUGGCUGCAGAUAGUAGGAGGGAACGCGCGCAUGGGGAGGGCACGGGGGGAGUAUUUAAUGAUUCAGUCUGUAAAUUUGUACAUUUGGGAUUUCCUAUUUAAUGAGGUUAUUUAAUGAGGCCUGUACAGAUAAUUGUAUGUUUCCUGCCACGGGGAAUGGGCACGUCGCGUAGGGAUUGUAUAUUUUGUUCCUUUGCUUCCUUCUUGCUGCUCUUCGCUGUCCAGAUCGGAGUCUCUCCUCCUGCCAGGGCAUGGAGCUGAUCACUGGAUUGUUUGGGAGGGCUCUUGGUGCCAAAAGGGCACAUCCAAAUUCACGGAAAUAAAGGCAUAUUUUUGUACUUUA
Molecule: messenger RNA, 1614 nt
Organism: Vidua macroura (Pin-tailed whydah)
Lineage: Eukaryota; Metazoa; Chordata; Aves; Passeriformes; Viduidae
Gene: BMP10
Product: bone morphogenetic protein 10
Exons: 2
Coding region: 8-1285 (425 amino acids)
Biological process (GO): SMAD protein signal transduction; BMP signaling pathway
Cellular component (GO): extracellular region
Molecular function (GO): growth factor activity; cytokine activity
Source: RefSeq, a predicted model, not a curated record